UGAAAUCCUCCUCAGAGCCACAGUCCCAUAAUCAACACCGCACAGACAGCUCGCGCGGGGCAGUGCACGCGCUGGACAUUGAUAAGAAAACUGCAAGACCAGGAGUUUUAAUUUAACUUCCAUUAAUGUCGCUUUCAUUAGAGGCAAUGCGAAGACGAAGGGACCCUCGUGUACUACACAUGGAACAUCUUGGAUUGGAAAGACUUUUUUAUAUAUAAAUUUUCUAUAUAUUUAAUCAACGGUGAUGUGGAGUUAAUAGUGAUAUUUUGUACCAAACAAAGGGACCGCACGCGCACCACUUUAUAGGCCUAUUAUAAAAUACGUUUUUUAUUUAAAAAAAAAAAAAAAGUCCUGUUUGACUGCUAAAACAUUUUAUAUAAAUUUGAAUUACUUUUUUAAAAUUUACAUGACUGAACAGGUAUUUUAGAUGACCGUUUUCUCAGAUAAUAUUAAGAGACGUCUUUAUUGGACUGGACCAUGUAAAUCUAUGAUUAAAUAACCGCCAUCUGAGGAAUCCGGGAUUUUGGUGCUUCGCCUGGAAAAAAAAAAAAAAAAAAACUCUUCACUUUAAUCCGCAAACUGCCUUUCAAAGGACUUCAAAUGGGCCACUUGCUCCUCAGAAAAGAGACUCAUUCUGCCGUGGAGGGCAAUUUGAAUGUUUGCGCACUGAGAGGAAUGUCGAGCCUGCAGAGCCGCUGAGGGACUCGAACUGCUGCUUAAUUAACCCGAUAUUUGCUCGCGAGUCGGAGUCCAGUGCUGAGCGUCUCGUGCGCGUCUCUCUAAAUGCGCGCUGUCCCGCGGAGCCCCGCAGCGGCACGGCAGCAAGAUGAGAUCGCGGAUCCCGCUACUUCUCGCGGUACUUGCGGCGGCGUGUCUGCGGUUUGGCAGUGCGGAGGCUGAUCCUCUCCCGGCCGCUGUGGUUGAGUUGGUGAAGGGUGGAUCUGUGACUUCUAUUCAGGACCUGCAGUUUCUACUGUUCUCUGAAUCCAUAGAGGUUGAGCCAGACAUUCAUCAUGAAAACGACACCAGCAACCGUCUGCCACGGAGUCUUCUGGAUGCUCAGCCCGCUCAGCAAGCCAUCUGUAAGGUCAGGACUGAAGUCAUCGAGGUCACACGCUCCAUGUUGGACCGUAGCAAUGCAAAUUUCCUGUUGUGGCCUCCGUGUGUGGAGGUGCAAAGGUGUUCGGGCUGCUGUAACACCAAGAGCAUGCAGUGUGUUCCUGUACUUACACACACACGAUACCUACAGGUGAUGAAGAUACAGUAUGUGAACAAGCGGCCGCUCUAUGAUAAGGCCGUCGUCUCCGUCCUCGACCAUGUAGAGUGCCGCUGUCAGCCGGCUCCUCGGCCCGCACAGCGCCGGAAACCAUCCAGCCAAAAAAUGGAUGCACGGGAUCGUUCGGGGAAAACUCGACCCAAAGUUGAGCUCCAUAGCAGGGAUGAACUCAAACACAACCAGAGGUUAAGCCUGGAGGACCUGUUCAGUCACAGCUGGCUGCCCAAAGAGAGGUUCUCUGAAUCUGGAGCACCAGACACUUUCCAUUUCGGCCGUGAUGGCUGGGAUCGGAACGAGACGCAAUAUGGAGGGGGCAAAGGUCAUCAUCGCCACCCUGCAGAUGGGAGGAGACACAGCAAUACGAAUGGCACGUCAACACAGGGAACGACGGCUCCACUGCCGAAUCAUACCGAGCAGGAAGAAACUGAUUCGUCACUGCACAAUGUUACACAAUUCGAAUCACAGAGUAAUGCCAACCAAAGUACAACCAAUCAGACAUCAGAAUAUAAUAUGGGGACAUUGGAAUUAUCCAAUCAGACUUUUAAGCACCAGUCAAAUCUCACGCAAGAAAUCGAAAAAUUGCGAACAACCAAUCAGACAGACCAACUUGCUUUCAAUGCCACAGAAACAGCCAGUCAGAAUCUGGGAGAUGUAGAGGAGAACGGUCAGAAAGUGAGAGGUGAGACCUCAGAUGUAGAGGCGAAGGAAGAGGAGCGAGAGCAGGGACAAAUGGACAGAAAGGCCAAGGAGGAGGAGAUGGAAGACCUGCUGCUACAGCACAAACUCCUAGAGGAGCAGAAACACAAACAUCACCUCAAAGUACAACAGACGAAUAUACAGCCGGACGAGAAACUACAGCAGCUUCAUCAUAAACAACAACACACUUAUACAACCACACAACCGCCAGGAACUACAUCUCCUCCUCUGCAACAUCUCCCUGCACACAAACCUCACAGGCCACCUCCUCACCCCCCGAAAAGGAGGAGAAAACAACGUAAUCGUAUCAGCAAGUCUGCCAUGAGAGCCCUUCUCAUGUAACACAAACAUACACAGAUAGAUGUUCAGAUGGAUGCAAUUUCACCCAUAUGAGUUCUUAUUUAUGUAACCAGUGUGUCCAAGGACAUUAAGAGUUGCGGCACUAAUCACUUUUCAAAGAACAUCUGCAACUCACCUCUCACACCCUGCUGUUCUCCUUCUCUGCUCAAAGUCAUGAGGAAAAGGACAGUCCUGACACAGAAGAUGCUUGCAUGGAGGAUUGCUGCAGGUUCUCUUCCAAAGAUUCGCUGUGCUCCAGUUGGCUCUUUGAAUGGACAUUCAGCCUUCUAGCUCCAAAAAUCCUAGAAGUGGGACUUGAGAACCAUGUAAAUCAGGAAGUUCAGAAGAUCAGAAGCAUGAAACAAUUCAUGAACACUGAUCAGAGAAACUGAGUAAUAGUAUUAUGCUGGGUCAGUAUGCUGUGGUAAACAUCCUGUUCAGCACAGACCUAGUAAAAGGUGGAAGAGAAUAGCCUAAAAAAAACUAUAAAGAAAACCAGUAGUUAUAUCUGUGCUACAUCUCACCUUUCUUUUUGAAUCACCCAAAAAAGCGGUUGCAAUUUUCAGUAAUGUUGUGGAAUCAGUGCUGAAAAUGAGGCUUGGAUUUCAUGAAGCAGCUGACCAUAGUUUUUUUCCCCUGGUCAAGUAUUAUCAAAAAUAAAUCUUUAAAAAAGCACACUAUUUCCAGGGAUGCACUCGAAACAUGUUAUUUUAUGCCAUAUUUCAAACUAUGUGCUUUAUACCUAAAACAUACAGAGACAGAAAACGCUUGAACAACUUUGUAUUUUAAUAUAUUACCAGUCAAGUUGUUUGCAGUAUCAUUAGUUAUUAUUUAAGCGAUUCUUAACACUGGAAAUUCACACAGGAUAAAGCAAGGGAAUGCAUUUCUGUCUCAAUUAAUUCUUCAGACCUCUAAGAGUGUAAAGGUGCUACAUAACACAAAGCAGUAAGAGUUUUAUUCAUUAAUAUUAUUUAUUCUUUUGUAAAUCUGUUCUGUUCACAGCAGGCCCAGUGUUUCAUCAUAGUCUUACAACACCAGAAGACCAAAAUGUGGAUUAUUUUUAGUAUGUUCAUGUACAGAUGGUCUGUUUUGGAUCUUUACUAAACCUUGCAGAUUGUGCAGAAUUUGCACUCUUUUUAUAUUAAGAAUAAAAUUUAAACACUAACCAUUAAGGUGUAA
Ctenopharyngodon idella (grass carp) is the source of this 3490-nucleotide messenger RNA. RefSeq names its product platelet-derived growth factor beta polypeptide b (gene pdgfbb). The transcript has 7 exons. Gene Ontology annotation, cellular component: membrane. NCBI's taxonomy places the organism in Eukaryota, Metazoa, Chordata, Actinopteri, Cypriniformes, Xenocyprididae. Gene Ontology annotation, molecular function: growth factor activity; platelet-derived growth factor receptor binding. The coding region runs from base 827 to 2314 and encodes 495 amino acids. The record is from RefSeq and is a predicted model, not a curated record. Gene Ontology annotation, biological process: platelet-derived growth factor receptor signaling pathway; positive regulation of ERK1 and ERK2 cascade; positive regulation of cell migration.